AUGGCGCUGUCAAUUUCAGUGAAAAUGGCUCCAGGGCCGGAUAAUCGACAGGACCUUACGUCACUUGAUCAAAAUCAACAAGAAUCCAAUGAUCGUAGUGUGAUAAAUGAUACUACUGACGUUGCAGCUGAGAUUAGUCCAAAAGAUGUGUCUAGUGUCGUCAAGUCAUAUCAUUCAAUGAUUGCUUCUGUUGGAAAACUGGAAGAACCAGCGACACUGUCUACACUGAAUGAAAGAGAAUUACGAGCGUUGUUAGAUGAAGCUAUAACCUAUACAGGCUCAACUAAAGAUCGUGAAGGAAAGUCGAAUCUUUUUAAGGAACUUUUACAAGAAGCAGAAGUUGAUGAAACCGAAGAAGGUCGUCGAGCGGUAACAAGUUCUCGAGGUUUACCAGGAUCAAAUCGUCGUAGACAUAAAAGAGACUCUACUUGUGAACGAUUAACUCACGGUGGAUCUUUACAAAAUUUAGCCCAACCACUUAAUUGUGAAUUUGACAGUAGUUUUACUUACCUUACAUCUGGUUCUAGUCAUACUUAUAGUGGUGGUAGAAGAAAAAGUAAAAAACAUUCAGGAUCUAAUGUAUCUGCUCGUCAAAGAGAAGGUGGUUCUUUACCGUCCAACGUAAAUGCUUCUCAUAGUCUCGCCUCUCUUGUUAACUUAGACCUCAUUUUUGACAAAAAGAGAGAUUUUUGUGACGAACGUACUGUUUAUUAUUGGGCUAACAAAGAAAAAUCACGAUCAUUAGACAAACCAUCUUAUGGCUGUGUAACUAAAAAAGAUGAUAGCGUAUGUACAACUGUCGAUGCUAGUGAUGUAAAUGAUAAAAAGUGUCCAAAAGGAAAAUAUGUUACAAAUGAAAUGAUCGAAUCAGAUGAUCUAUCUUCAAGUUAUAAAGAUGAUUCCAUGGUUAAUGGAUUAAAUAACAAAGAUGCAGUAAGCAGUAAUAAUUUGAUCAAUUCACCCCGCAUUAUUCAGUCCAGUGUAAAUGGAGAAGACACGGAGGGUAUUGAGAUGAAAAUAAUUGAACCUCGACGACCAGUUCAAGUAAUAUCGUGCCCUACUUUUGAUACUGAAGAAACAUCCGUCGAUUCUUCUAUCGAAUUUCCUUUACACGAAUAUAAUUGUAAGCAAGAUAAACCCAAGUUUACCAUAAACGGUACGAUCCAGCUAACUACUUAUAACAAUGCCAAAUGUAAUGUCACUAGUGGCACUAUAUCCGGUGUUCAACAAAAUAAGGUUACUACUUCUAAUUUACUUCCUAUAAUGCACGUUACUGGAACGCAACCAAAUAUAGCUAUGGCAGUUUCAAGACUAACUUCGCAAAAUAAUACAACUAAGGAUUUUUCUGUUUCAAUCGAUAAAAAAUCAGUAGACGAUAGUUAUAAUGCUGCGCAGAGUUAUAAUUCUGAACGUAAAAAGACUAGAAGAAAGCAUGCUCAAGAACCAAAUGUCAUCGUUUACAAUGCUGAAAACGUUGCUGGACAUCGUAAUGACGACAUUGAUAGUCUUCUUAAUUUUAUUGAAAGCAAAGAUUCCAAAAACAAAAAAGGAAAAACUUCCAAUGGAAAUACUAUAAAAAUUAAAUCUAACACAGGCCCAAAAUCAAGAAGUAAAGAUAAAGAUUCUAAAAAAGAUCAAUUGCCGUCAAAGUUACAAAAAUGCAACUCUCUUGAAGAAAUAUCUAAAACUAAAUUGGAGGAUCUUACAACUGAAAAAAGUUUGAGUUCAAGUGAGGCUAGCAGUUUUUCCAGUCAACACGGUACUAUCAAUGGUGGGUUAUUGAAAAGAACCAAACAACGUAGCACUGGUGAUUCAGUAGUUGAUAGUCGUGGCGAUCGGCAUUCUUGGGGGUCAGAAAGUCAAUCAUUAUAUUGUGAUGAUGUUAAAAAUGAAUUCAGCAGUAAUAAUAGUAGCACAAGAAAAAAUUCGAAAAAGCUAAAUAUUGAUGUAGAACCUGAACCAGAGUUUUUGGUCGUAACAAAGAAGAAAAAAAGUAAGAGACAACGAAGAAGUUCUAGUGGUAGCCGGACUCAAAAUUUAGUAAACUCUUCAUCUUACUUAUCAAGGAGAAGAGAUUUCGUUCAUGAAUAUAGAGCUUCUCACUCACCGGAAUUUAGAAGAAAGUCCGCUUGCAGUGUACCGCCCAGCGAUAAAUCAGAUAGUAGCGAUUUAGAUUCUGUUCAUUCACUUCCUGUUACUUCGAACAUUAAACACAAUCUUAUCAAUGUUUCUCUGUCGUCUGUUGGAGUACCUCAAGCAAGUUACGCUGACAUCACCCGUAUGGUAACUAUUAACUUGCCUCAAAAUUCUGUUCUUCACACUUCACCUAUUGUGCCAACUAUACUUUCUGCUGAAAAGUGGACAGAUGUCCCUGCUAAAUCUCCAUCAGAGCCAGAUAAAUUUCCUCAAGAUUAUUAUCCAAGUCUUGAUGAACUUCAACAAUCUGACCGAAAAAUUAAACAACAUAACUUUUCAAAUUCUUAUUUAAAUCAUGGUUUUAGUUUAAAUUUUGAUAAACACUCAUUAACAGAUGAUCUAAAAUUAAAAAAGACAACUGAAUCUAAAAAGGCUGAAGCUCAUGAAGAAGCUAUCAAUAAAAAAAUUCAAGUUAUUAAAUAUGUACAGGAACAAAAUAAUAUUCCUGUUAAUACUAAUUAUAAUGCUGAUCAAAAUGAUGUCCAUACUACAAAAAAAUUGAAAAAUUAUAAUAAUAACUCAACAGAACAAUCUAAAACGAGUGUGGCUUGUGUGAAAGAUGUUACUAAUACUACCAAUGCAAACAUUUCAAAUAAUUUUAAACCUUCAAUUCGUAAGAACAGUCAACAAACUCUAUUAAACACAGGCUGUUCAAAUCAAUUGGAAUCCCGUGAUUUAAAAAAAUCGAGUAAUGUUCAAGAAGAACUAAAAUCAUUAAAUACACAACAUAAUCCAGAAUAUAGUAAAAAGUUGAUAAACUUGAAUGCCAGUGAAUGUUCCUUUACAUUAUCAAAUGAUCAAGUGGAUUCAAAAUCUAUACCUCAGCCAAAUUUGAGUGAAUGCGAUAAUUCUAAGCUAGUAAUUAAAUCUGAAAAAAUAUUGAAAUUAGUUAAUAAAGAUUAUCCACGAAAUACUAAGGUAACAACAACAAUAACAACUUCCAAUAGUAUAAGAUCUUCAUCUAUGACAUCAUUGCAGCAUGAAAAAGAAGACGUAGAAACAAAAGAGACAAACAAACAUCACGUAAUUACCAAAGAUAAAGACUUACCAAAAUGUAACUCUCAUAAUUCUGUUAAAAAAAAUUCAAGACCUGCAGUUAUAUUAAUGGAUGAAUCAUUAUCAGAUUCAACAAAAAACACAGACGAUGUUCCAAGUGAACUUACUUUCGGUUUUGAAAUAAAUGAACAACUGCUUCAAUCUGAAGAUAGAACUAAAAAAGAUCAACCAAUUUUACCCUCUAAACCAUCUCAGUCUUCUAAUAAAGUACCAAUACAUUUUGAAAAGACACCGCCUUCGUUUGUUGAUAAAAACACAAGAUACGAUUUCCACGUACAUCCGCCACCGCAUUUAUAUCCACCACAACCGCAUCAAAUUCCUCAUACACAGAUGAUACCAAUCACAUAUUUUGGGUACUCACCGAGAUUUCAACCACCAAAUAAUUAUGUCUCACAACCAUUAAUUGCACCUUCAAAUGCAAUAACAAAAUAUAAUCUUUCUAAAGAAGAUUUUUCAGCCCGUUUUAUUGCACCUGAAGAAACAGUUGAUGUCAAAAAUUAUAACCACGACAAAAUUGUUUCAUUUGUUGGUUUAGCGUGGGAUGCGGUGAUGCGUGAAAUUCCAGUAACUGAAGCAACAGGUCGAGUACAAUAUUACAGCGGUCAAUGA
This is a messenger RNA of Cotesia congregata, 3861 nucleotides long. NCBI's taxonomy places the organism in Eukaryota, Metazoa, Arthropoda, Insecta, Hymenoptera, Braconidae. The record is from the annotation of a GenBank genome assembly.